AUGAAAACCAACGGAUCUUUCCUCCGUUGGUUUCUCACCAGUGUUUUGACCCAACAAUUACCUACCUUGGUCUUUCUUUCAUCUGUCCGCUUUGAUCGUUGCACGAUUUUCUCGAAUGGCGUUCGUGAUCAUUCAAAAUCCAUUUUCUCUACUUGUCGACGAAGCGUGGUGAGUACAAUUCCAGCUUCAGGUGACCAUCAUUACCACAGUGGAGUUCAAACUUCAGCCACACCCACUCAGCUCAAUGCAAAUAACAGCAAUGCGAAUCGUCGGUCAGUGGCGACCACUGGUGCUGCUGGCACUUCUCUCUUCACCUCCGCCACUGGAGGCGCUGUCACUGCGGCGUCUGCAAACCAAUCACCAUCUGCAACGAAGCCAGAUAAGGGAGGUACCACUAGUCAAGCUGGAGGAAGGCUUCCUGUUCACGAGAUGCGAAGGUGA
Rodentolepis nana is the source of this 441-nucleotide messenger RNA. The record is from the annotation of a GenBank genome assembly. NCBI's taxonomy places the organism in Eukaryota, Metazoa, Platyhelminthes, Cestoda, Cyclophyllidea, Hymenolepididae.